CCAGGCGCUCCAGGACGCCGUGCAGCCGCGUCUAGGCGCGGAGUGAGUGUCGCGGACCCACUGCGCCGCGGACAGCGCCCCGCCUUGGGACCGCCUAGGGACCGGCCCGCGAUGUGCCCGUCAGCCCCGCUGGCGCUGCUGCUGGUGGCGGCCUUGGUGCCGGCCUGGGCCGCGCCGGCGCACCCCGCCGGCCCCAUGGACGUGUGGGUCGUCAGCAUGCCCCCGGAGUCAACGGCAGCCUCCUCAGCGCAGGUGGUGGAUGAGUCGCGGCCGGUCGACUCGGCCGUGCACUCCGUGGUGGAGGGCCUCAAGAGCAUCCUGCGCUCCAACGAGGACAGUCCCCGCGGGCCGCACACUGCGCCGCUGGCCGACCUCGCCGUCGUGCCCCUCGGCUCCGCCCCCGGCUCCGCCCCCGGGUCCGCCCCCGAGGCAGCCCCCGAGGCCAUCCCCGCGUCCGCCCCCGCCGCCGCCACGGCCAACCUGGCUGCCGCCCCCAGCGACAUCAACGAGCUGGCCGUGAGCUCGGCCUGGGAGCAGCACGACGACGACAAGGACAAGGCCGUCCAGGUCCUGGAGGCCAUCCCCAGCCCCGACACCACCACGCUGGUGAGUGCGCAGCAGGACGAGAGUGCCGCCAGCAUGGACAAGACCGUCAACGACGUGGUGCUGGCCGUGCAGCAGGAGCCAGUUCAAGAGCCUCUGCAGGUGCCAGUGCAGGAGUCCGUCCAGGAGCCAGUGCAGGGCACCGUGCAGGAGGAGCCGGCCCUAGUGCCUGUCGCAGAGAAUCAGCUCGAGUCAGAGCAAAGACCGCAGGAGGUCGCUCAGGUGUCCCAGCAGGACGACACACAGGAGCCUCAACAGGAGAAAAUCCACCUGGAGACUGCGCAAAUAUUGGAGUCAGUGCAGCACACUCUUCAGGAACCAGUUGACAAGCCAGUGAACGAAUCCGUGAAGGAGGAACCAUUGCAGGAGCCUGUGCAAGAGCCGGCCAAGGAGCUCAUUCAGGAAUCUCAGGUGGAACAAGCACAGUCCGAACAGGUCGAGCCGGACGCACCUACGCUGCCAAACGCGUCGCAGGAUCUCGCAGGACCGCAGCCCGUCCAGGACGCCGUUCCGAGUGACCAGUCGGCUGACAGUCCGGCCCUCCCCACACCGCCACCGGAGCUUCCAGCAGCGCUCGAGGGGAUUCCCCCCGCGGACUCCCUGGUGUCGCUCCCCGACGCCAGCAACGCCAUCUCCCUGGACGAGGCGGCGCCGCGGCCGCAGGCUUGGCCGCAGCAGCAGCAGUUGCACACGCAGGCCGCCCAGAUCAACCUGGACCUGUCCCCCGUGGUGGAGGAGCAGGCCGUCGUUUCGGACGCCGUUCUGGCCGGCGCGGUCGGCCCCGCCAACACAGUCGAGGUGCACGAGGUGGACACGGCGGCACCCCCAGCCAGCGGGGCACUCCUGCAAGACCCCCUGGAUGACGUUCCCGCCCUGCCGCCAUCCGAGAUAGAAAGCACCGGGGCUCCGGUUGCGCUGGAGCAGCAGACCACCAUCGCCCCGCCCCAGGACGACGAAACGCCCACGGAGGCCAGCCUCGACGCGCUGAACAAGAUCCCCGCCGUUGACGCCAUUGUGAGCCAAGAUGUCCAGCAGGAGGCUGUUCAGAAUGUCCAUCCGGAAGCUAUCCAGGAUAGCCCGCAGGAAGUUGUUCAGGCCGAUGCUCAGCAAGAGACUGUUCAUGACGUGACGACUGAGGCCGCUCAGCAAGAGCUCGUUCAAGAGGUUGCACAGGACGAAGCCGUUCUUGGUUCUCUUCCAGAAAUUCCCAAUGUGGAACAACCGCAAACUCAGGACGUCCAGGAAGAGGUAACUCAGCAGGCAAUUGAAGACAUUCAGCAGGCAAUGCAACAGACGGUCGUUCAGGACCUCCAGCAAGACACAAUACUUGACGUGCAGACCACCGAGCCUUCCGGCGCCACCCAGGACGUGGCCGCCGACGUGCAGAGUGAAGUGGCCACCGACGUGCCCCGAGAUAGCGCCGCGACCACGGACGUUCCCUUCGACGCGCUCGCAGACGGCCAAAGCGCGAGCCACGACGUGACCAGCGACACCCAACUUGACGUGCCCACCGAGGCCCCCUCCGUGCCCCAGGACGCCCCUCAGGACGUGCCCCAAGACGUGCCCCAAGACGUGCCCAAGGACAUCACCCAGGAAGUACCCCAGAACACACCGCAGGACGUGCCCCAGGAAGUACCCCAGGACGUAGCCCAGGACACACCCCAGGACGUGCCCCAGGACGUGCCAGAGGCGCCAGUUCAAGCAACUCCCACCGACGCACCCCAGACAGUAGACAACGACGUUCCCGCGACCCCUAUUGAUGUGCCUGAGAUUAUUGUCGAGCAACCCACGCAGAGCGUCCUCGCUGACGUACUUGACGCCAUCGCGCCGGAAGUCCAGGACACCACCCAGGACGCCGUUACUGACGUGCCCCAGAUCGCGACUGAAACGCCAAACACUGGUACUGACGCGCCCCAGAUCGCGACUGAAACGCCAAACUCUGGCACUGACGCGCCUGAAAACGACGCGCAGGCUCCUGUACAGGGUGACAAUUUUUCCAAUGACGUGCCCCAAGAGGCCCUCGUUGACGUGCCCGAAAUCAUCGUCCAACAGUCACCGACCCAGGACGCUAUUGAACAGAGCACAUCCCAGACGAUUGAGGACAACGUCGAUGACGUGCCCCAGAACGUGCCUCAGGACGUGCCACAAGACGUACAAGAACAACCGCAGGACGUGCCUCAGAGUGUCCCACAAAGCACCCUGCCAGAGGCGCCACAGAUCUUGUCCCAGGACGCGACUCAGGACAUCCAGCAGACUCUCCAAGAAGUGCCCCAGGACGCGACGCAAGACGAGGUGAAGGACUCGACCGAGACAUUGGCAACCGAAAUGGACGCUGGAGGCGGCCCGCCGACCACCCUCUCGCCCUCGCUGGACUCUGCGGCCACUUCGGCGCAAGUGCCAGAGUCCUUGGCAUCGCUCGAGUUGGCGGCCGGCCAGGCCGACGACGGCCAGGACGAUCAGGACAGCACGACCGCGGCGAUUGUAGAAAGUGCUGAGGGUCUGGCCCAGCAACAGCAGGCCGCGCAGGCCGCGCCCACAACGGACUACGCGCCCCCGCCAACCUCGGCGCCGCCUCAGGCACUGCAGGACUCUGACGCGGACGCCCUGGAGAGCUUCAACUCGGCGCUGUCGCCCAGCGCCACGCUGCCGCCCCCCGAGGCCAGCCUCAUCGCCGCCAUCAACAACGAGCUGCCCGCGGCCACGCCGACGCCCGCGCCAGAGCUGGCCGACGCGACGGAGGCCCUCACCGAGGCCGUCACCGUGGCGCAGCAGAGCGCUGACGACACCAAGAGCCCCGGAGAGCCCUUCCUCGUGCCCGAGGACCCGGACCACCCGCAGAGCAGGCCGGAGACGGAGGAGGAGGUGAACGCCAUCCUGGAGGAGGUGGACAACAGCCUCGAGGACGACGACAAGAGCGAGCAGCAGCCCGAAGUUGCGCCGGAAACGACCACCAGCGAAGCCCUGAAGGAAGCCACCACGGUCCAACCUGCUUCCGCGCCCACUGAGCAGCAAACUGAACAGCCCCCGAGCGCCAUCGCCACCAAUGAGGCCAGCGCCAGCUCGGAGGAGGCCAACGAGAGCGUCGAGCAGCAGAGCAGCGGCCAGGACCAGGCCAGCCACAGCGGCAGCGAGGAGCAGCAGAACAACAGUUCGGAGGAGACGAGCGCGGAGCAGGUGAAGCCAGUGGAGGCGAGCCCCACCACCUUGCCCGUGGAGGCCGAGAAGACCACGACCCUGCCCACCACUGUCAACGAAAUCGGAGAGGAAACCACUACAGGCGCCUCCGUCGCUGAGCCAGACAACAAACCAGACGACGAACAGGCCAACAAACCAGAGGAAGAACAGACCAGCAAACCAGAGGACGAGCAGGCCAGCAAACCAGAGGACGAACAGGCCAACAAACCAGAGGACGAACAGGCCAACAAACCAGAGGACGAACAGGCCAACAAACCAGACGACGAACAGGCCAACAAACCAGAGGAGGCAACCACAGCUGCUCCCGCAGUCGCAGCUCCUGAGGACUCCGAAGCCGAGGUGCAGCCCGUGGCCAUCAAGUGGCUGCGCGUGCGGUCCGAGGUGCAGCUCCGCUUCGCGCACACGUCGGUGCGUGCCGCCCUGGACAACCCCGCCGGCCGCGCCCAAGAAGUACAGCUGCAGCUCACCCUGCCCGACACCGCCUACGUCACCGGCCUGUCUCUCGAGAGCGGCGGCAACGUGUACAAAGCGUACGUCCGAGAGCGCACGAAGGCGGACGGCGAGUACCAGCAGGCGGCCCUCAACGGCCAGACCGCGGCGCAGGUCCGCCAGACCAGCGCGCGCGACAGCUCCAUCAUGUCCCUGCUCGUGACGGUGGCGGCGCGCUCCUCCCUGACCGUCAACUUGACGUACGAGGAGCUGCUGGGGCGGCGCCGCGGCCGCUACCACCACACCGUCGGCAUUGACCCAGGCCAGGAGGUGGACGAGGUGCGCGUCGACGUGUUCGUCCUGGAGUCCCGCAACCUCAGCAGCCUGGCGGUCUGCACCGGCGGCCGGGAGCUCUACUCGGUGGACUCGAGGGACAUGGCGCAGCAAGGUCUGCAGAACUACUCGUCCGGCGCUCUGGCGGUGCGCCGCGACAAGGGCAACCAGGUCCACGUGCAGGUGGUGGCGGCCCGCGAGCAGCAGUUGUCGCUGUGGCAGGCGGCGCCGCAGCACCGCGCCAGGGCCCCCAUCCCCGUCGCCGCCAUGCAGGCCGUGCAGGCCGUGCAAGCCCGCAGCGGACACGCCCUGCCCGCCCUCACCGUCACCUACGACGUGGACCGUAGCGCCUCUGCCUCCGGGGACCUCCUGCUGAUGGACGGCUACUUCGUGCACUUCUUCGCGCCGCCCGAGGUGCCGCCGCUGCGCAAGCACGCCAUCUUCGUCCUGGACACGUCCGGCUCCAUGUGGGGCCACAAGCUGCGCCAGCUGCAGACGGCCAUGGCGCGCAUCCUGGACUCGCUGCAUCCCGACGACUUCUUCAGCAUCGUGCAGUUCUCCAGCCACGUCACGGAGUGGUCCCCGCACACGCUCGAGGUGGUCGGGCUGCGCGACAAGGAGGCCACGCUGCCCGCCAACAAGGACCACAUCAACAAGGCCAAGAAGUUCAUCAACAGCAUGGAAGCGUCUGGCGGCACCAACAUCGGAGGCGCGCUGCGGUCCGCGGUGCGUCUGGCGGGCAAGCGCGACUACGACAGGUGGCCGACGUACCGGGCGGGCUCGGCGGACCGGCCGCAGCCCCUCAUCGUCUUCCUCACGGACGGGCUGCCCACCGUGGGCACGCUGUCGCUUGGCAGGGUCCUGGCGCAGACCCGCGCCCAGAACGCCGAGAUCAAGGCCGCCAUCUUCAGCUUGUCCUUCGGCUCGAGGAGCAACUGGCGCUUCCUGCAGCGGCUGUCGCUGCAGAACGACGGCUUCGCGCGGCGCAUCUACGAGGCGGGCGACGCGGCGCAGCAGCUGCAGGACUUCUACCAAGAGAUCUCCAGCCCGCUGCUGGCCAACGUCACCUUCAACUACGUCACGGCCAAGGUCGACGGCGUGGCCGUGACGCGCCGCAGCUUCCCCAUCCUGUACGGCGGCAGCGAGCUGGUGGUGGCCGGCAGGGUCGCGGACGGCGUCAAGGGCCUCGACGCGGAGGUCGAGGUGAGGCUGCUCCGCGCCAAGGCGCAGACCGUGGAGCUGACGCCGCCGCCGCUGCCCGGCAAGAAGAAGGGCGAGGCCAAGCCCCCCGUCGGCAUCCUGGAGCGCCUGUGGGCCUACCUCAGCGUCAAGCAGCUGCUCGAGGUGGACCUGAUGAAGCACGAGGAGGACAUCUUCGACGAGGUGCCCAAGAUGGAACCGGGCCUGGACCAGCCCCGCCGCCGCGCCCUGUACCUCGCCCUCAAGUACGGCUUCGUGACGAGGGUCACGUCCCUGGUGGUGGUCAAGCCCUCCGCGGGCGACGCCUCGCGCACCCAGGAGACGCCGCUGCGGCCCGUGCCCGCCGACGGCGCGGAGCGGGACGCGGAGAACCUCGCCGGCAACAACAAGUACAGCGAGAUCCCGCUCACGCGGCCUGGUCCCGGACACGUGCCCAUCAGCUUCAAGCCGCUCUUGCUAUCGCAACAGUCAGACAACGCGACGCAGACGCAGAGCCUGCCGCUGACGGCCAUCUCGUGGCUGUCGCAGCACACGGACUCGUCGGGGCGCCUCAGGCUGGGGCCGUCGUCCUUCAGCCUGGAGCUGCCGCCGCCGCAGGACCUGCAGCGCCUCAUGGCGGCCGCCAGCAACCAGUGCCCCGGCAGGUCGUGCAGGCCGCUGGCCAGCUGCGUGCAGCACGCCGUGGCGUCCAGCUUCAUGGUCUUCAGGGACUACUUCUGCCCGCUGGGAGCGUACGCGGGCGUGUGCUGCUCGCUGUGACACCGGCACGCCAGGCGAGGCCGAGAAGGCCCCCCAGGACUUGUCCGCCUCCCGCCGCGACGGCCGAGGGGCGGAUGACCCUCCGUUUUGCCCACCGCAGCGCGACGCGGCGCGUGGUGCGUUCGCUUCGAGUCGCAGGCCUCGUCGCAGACGCACGCUCCCAGCCAAUCCGAGUGCCAUCUGUCCGUCCAGUCUUCCCCGUUUCACUGGGUGUGCAAAACAAACUAAACCAAUUCCUAUUUAUACAUAUUUAUAUUUAAAUUUUGUAGAAAUACAUGUAAAAUAAAAAUCUAUAAAUAAUGAA
Messenger RNA from Thrips palmi, 6823 nucleotides. RefSeq names its product titin-like. The transcript has 19 exons. The record is from RefSeq and is a predicted model, not a curated record. Lineage: Eukaryota; Metazoa; Arthropoda; Insecta; Thysanoptera; Thripidae. The coding region runs from base 112 to 6519 and encodes 2135 amino acids.